Molecule: messenger RNA, 702 nt
Organism: Parnassius apollo (apollo)
Lineage: Eukaryota; Metazoa; Arthropoda; Insecta; Lepidoptera; Papilionidae
Source: the annotation of a GenBank genome assembly
AUGUCGCGGCCCAGCCUUGAGCAAGUGAUUGCGAUUGUCGAUUUUAUGGAGAAACACCCUGCACUCGCUUUAGGUCAGAUGAGAGGACUUGAAAAGCGCGACGAGAGUAAAAAGCUCUGGUUCAAACUCACGAGGAUUGUCAACAAUCUCGAGGGGCCCACUCGUCCCAUGAAGUCUUGGGUGAAAUAUUGGGCUGAUAAGAAGUCGACGGUACGCUCAAAAGUACAAGCCGGUGGUGGCGAUCCGAAUAGUUUAAGUUCCAAUAUAGACAAGAAAAUAUGGGACUUGUUCUUAGCAGAUGACACACCAAGGGAUCGUAGUUCAGUGAAACUUGAGUCACAUUACACGGACGAAUCGUUUUACAAUGAAGACAACGUCGAUGGAAACCACGUGGAUUCUGAACCGGUGCUCGCGUUCGAAGAACCCGCCGUAGAUUUGGAAGAACGGCAAAUGCUUGUGAUGGAGAAAUUGGUUAAAGUAAUGGGAGAUCAAGCGAAUGCAAUGUCUCAACUAGCCCACGCUUCGCACCUUAACGCACAAGCUAUGGAAAGGCUGGCUGAAGCAUCACAAAUACAGGCUCGUGCUGUUGAAAGAUUGGUGACCUCGUUCGAAGCGAUCGGAGCCUCAACCCACGAGGUUAGAAACGCGAUUGUCGAUAUUGACUCGACGAUGAAAAGAUUUUACAGCACUUCGCCGACGUAG